AUGCAUGUUGUAGGACCAUGGAUUACCCAAACCUUCACUUACUUCAACUGGCUAUUCCAAGCCUACCGAGCUUUCACUGAUUGUGCCAAAACGAUGGGGUUCAUUGCCGUCCCAGAUUCUAAUGCGCCGGAUGCUCCCCCCGAAGGAGUCGCAAUACUCUCUCUUACUCUUAGUAAGCGCAGAGAGCGUGUAUCCAGUUUUGAAGCGUUUCUUCCCAAGAUUGCAUUGGAAAGACGAAACCUCACGAUCUGCACCAAUACUCUUGUCUCUCGUAUUUUAUUUACGCAGGAGAAGGGGCUUCCGAGUACCGAGAAGAUAGUCUUUCAAUCCUCGGGUCGAAAAUCUGAAAGCACUUAUUCAGCAAAGGUUAACAAAGAAGUCAUGGUGUGCUCGGGUGCGAUAGGCUCACCGCAAGUGCUUAUGCUCAGUGGUAUUGGGCCUCGUGAGAUUUUAGAAGAACAUAGUAUCAAAGUGGUGCAUAACCUACCGGGGGUCGGAUCUACUUUGUAUCCCAGUCGCUUGGGAGGUACCGGCAGCCGAAUCACUAACUUCCAUGGCAACCAGCCCCUCAAAAUCACACUUGAACUUUUCAAAUAUAUCUUCUUCCAAGUUGGUCUCUUCAGCAUUCUUGUUCAGACCUUAGCUCUCUAUGUUCGCUCUCGAAUGAUCAAACAAGAUAGCACUGGACUUAUCGAAGAAGCUUCGACGAAAUCUUUAGACCCUCAAAGCCUCAUCCCCGACAUUGAGCUCAUGCCACUUUCCACGAGUGGAAUGGAUAAUUUCGACGAGCCAGAAUUCAUAAACAUAUUCUCUAAAACACUCAUGUUUUGUGUUCUGGCCGCGAUUCUUCAACCAAAAUCCUCUGGAACGGUCCGCUUGGCGUCGUCAAAUCCACACGACAAGCCGAAAGUUGAUUUUGGAAUCCUGUCCGACGCCUCGGAUCAUACCAUUGCUCGUAGCGCCGUUCGACUCACACUUUCCAUAGCAGAUAAAAUGAAAGAGUCUGGGUUCCCUCUUCCUCGAAACAUCACCUUUCCAGCCGAAAAACAAGAACUUGAUGUUAAGAGCAAUACUACAGAGGAGAUGGAUAGAUUCAUCCGUCAACGAAUAAGAACGACUUUUCACUAUGCUUCUACAUGUAAAAUGGCACCCGAGCAUGACCCGAUAGCCCCAGGAGUGGUAGAUGAUGAAUUGAAAGUCUAUGGUGUAAAAGGUUUAAGAGUUUACGAUACGAGUAUGUUCCCGCAGAUUGUAUCGGGACACUUGCAAGCAGCUGCUAUCAUGGUGGCAGAGGAAUGUGCGGAUUUGAUUAAGAAUGAGCUAUGA
Botrytis fragariae is the source of this 1326-nucleotide messenger RNA. Its product is annotated as putative alcohol oxidase protein. The record is from RefSeq and is a predicted model, not a curated record. The transcript has 4 exons. Gene Ontology annotation, molecular function: oxidoreductase activity, acting on CH-OH group of donors; flavin adenine dinucleotide binding. NCBI's taxonomy places the organism in Eukaryota, Fungi, Ascomycota, Leotiomycetes, Helotiales, Sclerotiniaceae. Bases 1 to 1326 code for a protein of 441 amino acids.